Molecule: messenger RNA, 2274 nt
Organism: Sungouiella intermedia
Lineage: Eukaryota; Fungi; Ascomycota; Pichiomycetes; Serinales; Metschnikowiaceae
Source: the annotation of a GenBank genome assembly
AUGGCCUUCGAUAUUCCUACCUCGUUGGACAUCUCAGAAGAUGAAAUUGGCGUUGAUGACUACCAUGGAGAAAAUGCCUUGCACAAUUUCUCCGACUCCGACGAUGAAGCAAUGUCCAAGUCGUACAGCUCUGCUCAUUUUUCAACUACCGAAGACAGAUACAUCAAGGAUCAUGAUCUCAAGAUGAAGGCCUUCGAGGCAUUGCAAGAAUCUCCUAAGAUGCCCAAGAGUCCCAGUUUUGGUCUGGCAAAGAGAAGACCGCUGAUAAUUGAGUUUCCUAAGCAACCAAUUCAGAGCCAUCCAUUCCCAUCCACUGCUUCUCACAACAAUAACCGAGGCAGCACAAAUGCAAAGGAUCCAAAGGCUACAGGGAAUGCUUUGCCUGAGGAGUAUCCGUCGGACGAGCUCAUUGAGUUGUUCUGCAAUGUGAGGAAAUGUCUUGACUUGAGACACAAGUACUUGGACAGAUCACACCAGAGAAACGACGGCGACAACCCAAAGAACAAACCCGAUUGGGUCAUUUACCCUCCUCCUCCCAAGCCCACCUAUAAACUGAAAAAUAGGUUCAACCAACUCCCAGGUGAAGACCUUGAAGAGGAGACAUUCGACUACUCCAAAUGUUACAUUCCAGAUGGAGAGGCUGCCAACCGUUACGAACUCAAAUUGGACGAUGGUGAUGUUUACCAAGUCCAUGACAAAAUGACAGGGGAGCCUAUUUCAUCUGGUCCGACCUUGUCAGAGUAUUAUUCGGAUCUCAGUGGCAUCAUCAAGAUUUCCCUGGAUGGCCCUACCAAAUCUUUCGCAUUCAAAAGACUUCUGUACUUGGAGACCAAGUGGAACAUGUACUACUUGCUUAAUGAGUUUGAGGAGAACAAGCAGUCCAAGAGGAACCCUCAUCGUGACUUUUACAAUGUGAGAAAAGUUGAUACACAUAUCCACCAUUCGGCUUGUAUGAACCAGAAGCAUUUGUUGCGCUUCAUCAAGUAUAAGUUGAAGACCACACCCGAUGAACAAGUUAUUUUUAGAGAUGGCAAGUUGUUGACUUUGGCAGAGGUGUUCAAGUCGUUGAAACUUACAGCUUACGACUUGUCUAUUGACACCUUGGAUAUGCAUGCUCACACUGACACUUUCCACCGAUUUGAUAAGUUCAACUUGAAAUAUAACCCCAUUGGUGAAUCGAGAUUGCGUGAGAUUUUCUUGAAGACAGACAAUUUCAUCAAUGGCAAGUAUUUGGCUGAGAUUACGAAGCAAGUUUUCGAGGAUCUUGAGGCUUCCAAGUAUCAAAUGGUGGAGUUGAGAAUUUCCAUCUAUGGCCGUUCCAGAGACGAGUGGUCCAAAUUGUCCAGCUGGAUUGUGGACAAUAACUUGUUCAGUCACAAUGUGCGUUGGUUGAUCCAGAUCCCCAGAUUGUACGAUUUGUACAAGAAGAAUGGAAACGUUAAAAAUUUCCAAGAAAUCUUGCGCAAUCUCUUUGAACCACUAUACGAGGUAUCUCUCAACCCCAAGUCGAACCCAAAGUUGUACAUUUUCUUGCAGAGGGUGGUGGGUUUCGAUUCCGUGGAUGACGAGUCUAAGCUGGACAGAUCGUUCCAUUACAGGAAGGCACCUACAGCCGGCGAAUGGGAUGGCCACCAUAACCCACCAUACUCGUACUAUUUGUACUAUUUGUAUUCCGACUUGAUUGCCUUGAACGAGUUGCGUUCCAAACUUGGUUACAACACCUUUGUGUUAAGGCCUCACUGUGGAGAAGCCGGAGAUCCUGAGCACUUGAUUGCUGCUUUCCUUACUUCGCAUUCCAUUUCUCAUGGUAUUCUCUUGAGGAAAUUGCCCUUCAUCCAGUACUUAUACUACUUGGAUCAGAUUGGACUUGCCAUGUCUCCACUUUCCAACAAUGCGUUGUUUUUGACAUACGAUAAGAAUCCUUUCUACAACUUCUAUAAGAAGGGAUUGAACGUUUCGCUCUCCACUGACGAUCCAUUGCAAUUUUCCUAUACAAAAGAGCCAUUGAUUGAGGAGUACUCGGUGGCUGCACAAAUUUACAAGUUGUCUGGAGUUGAUAUGUGCGAGCUUGCCAAGAACUCAGUGUUGCAGUCGGGUUUCGAGUGGGCCAUCAAGAAGCACUGGCUUGGAAAGAAGUUUAUGCUUGACGGAGUUGAGGGGAACGAUAUAGAAAAGACUAAUGUUCCUGAUGUCAGAGUAGGAUAUAGAGACGAGACAUUGAAGAGUGAGUUGGAGCUCGUUGAGAUCUACACAUCUUUGGAGGAUAAGCAAUGA